Molecule: messenger RNA, 1356 nt
Organism: Microthlaspi erraticum
Lineage: Eukaryota; Viridiplantae; Streptophyta; Magnoliopsida; Brassicales; Brassicaceae
Source: the annotation of a GenBank genome assembly
AUGGAGGAAAAGCCAACGAGGAGAAGGGUAGUGUUGGUUCCAGUACCAGCACAAGGACAUAUAACUCCAAUGAUGCAGCUUGCAAAAAUUCUUCACUCGAAGGGUUUCUCAAUUACAAUUGCUCAGACCAAGUUCAAUUACUUUAACCCUUCAGAUGACUUCACUGAUUUUCAGUUUGUCACCAUUCCAGAGAGCUUACCAGAGUCUGAUUUCGACGAUCUCAGGCCAAUACUGUUUCUGCUUAAACUCAACAAAGAGUGUCAGAUGAGCUUCAAGGACUGUUUGGGUCACUUGUUGGUACAACAAGGUAAUGAGAUCUCAUGUGUCAUCUACGACGAGUUCAUGUACUUUGCUGGAGAUGCAGCCAAGGAGUUUAAGCUUCCAAACGUUAUUUUCAGCACUACCAAUGCAACGACUUUUGUUUGUCGCUCUGUCUUCGAGAAACUCUAUGCAAACAAUGUCUUGGCUCCCCUGAAAGAUUCCAAAGGACAGCAAGAUGAGCUAGUGCCUGAGUAUCAUCCCCUGAGAUACAAAGACUUCCCGGUUUCAUGUUGGGCCACAUUAGAAAGCAUACUUGAGCUGUAUAGGAAUACAGUUGAUGAACGUGCAGCUUCCGCUGUGAUAAUCAACACGGCAAGCUGUCUAGAGAGCUCAUCUAUUUCUUGGCUAAAACAACAACUAGAGAUUCCUGUUUAUCCUAUAGGUCCUCUUCACAUGGUUGACUCAACUCCUACGAGUCUGCUUGAAGAGAACAAGAGCUGUAUCGAAUGGUUGAACAAACAAAAGGUAAACUCGGUGAUAUACAUAAGCUUGGGAAGCUUAGCUUUGAUGGAAGUCAAUGAGGUGAUGGAAACUGCUUCAGGUUUGGAUAGUAGCAACCAACACUUCUUGUGGGUGAUCAGACCAGGCUCAAUACGUGAUUCAGAAUGGAUAGAGUGUUUGCCUGAGGAGUUUCUUAAGAUGGUUUCUCGUCGAGGUUACGUUGUGAAAUGGGCUCCGCAGAAAGAAGUACUUGCUCAUCCUGCGGUAGGAGGGUUUUGGAGUCAUUGUGGAUGGAACUCGACGCUAGAGAGCCUCGGGGAAGGAGUUCCAAUGAUUUGUAGGCCGUUUUCUACUGAUCAAAAGGUGAAUGCGAGGUACUUGGAGUGUGUUUGGAAAGUUGGGAUUCAAGUGGAGGGUGAGCUAGACAGAGGAGUGGUCGAGAGAGCUGUGAAGAGGUUAAUGGUGGACGAAGAAGGAGAGGAGAUGAGGGAGAGAGCAUUCAGUUUGAAGGAGAAACUGAUAGCCUCUGUUAGAAGUGGAGGUUCUUCACACAAGUCGUUGGAGGAGUUUGUACACUUCUUGAGGACUCUGUGA